CCGUCGGCGUCAGUGUCGCCUCGCCUCGCCUCGCAUGGCCACUCGAAGCUUUCCCCGUCCCGGUCCCUAGCAGAGAAGAGCUUCCGCUCCCGCAUGCGGCAUCUGCCUCUGCCCCCAGCAGCAGCAGCAGCAGCCGCCGCGCCGCGCGAAGCAUCUCCUCCUCCUCCUCCUCCUCCCGCCGCGCGAGCGCUGAGCCCUACUGCUGUCGCCUUUGCCCAGAUCCCGUCGGUGGCCAUGGCGGCGAGGGCGCAGGCGUGGCUGUUCGCGGCCGCGCUGGUCAUCUUCCACGGCUCCGAGUACGUCCUCGCCGCGGCCUUCCACGGCCGCCGCAACGUCACCGCCACAUCACUUCUUAUCAGCAAGCAGUAUGUUUUGGCAAUGAGUUUUGCAAUGUUGGAACACCUGACAGAAGCUCUUCUCUUCCCUGAAUUGAAGGAGUAUUGGUUUGUCAGUUAUGUUGGUUUAGUAAUGGUGAUUAUUGGUGAAGUUAUUCGUAAACUUGCUGUGGUGACAGCUGGGCGUUCCUUUACGCAUGUUAUAAGAAUUCACUAUGAAGACCAACAUAAGCUGAUUACUCAUGGGGUGUAUAGGCUUAUGCGUCAUCCUGGGUAUUCUGGCUUUCUUAUAUGGGCAGUAGGAACCCAGGUUAUGUUGUGUAAUCCAUUAUCCACAGUUGCAUUCACAUUGGUGCUGUGGCGAUUCUUUUCAAAACGGAUACCGUAUGAAGAAUUUUUCUUAAGGCAGUUCUUUGGUCGUGAAUACGAAGAAUACGCACAGAAAGUGCACUCAGGAUUACCUUUUAUAGAAUGAAAGUUUCAAACUUACAAAGUGUGCUUACCUCCCGCUGGCAUCAUCAUUGAUGUGCCAGAGUACAGGACUAAACAACAUGCAAUGAGAAGAUAACAAACUAGCCAUAUGGAUUGCAUACAAUACAAGACAAGUCUUAUUUUUGUAAUCUGGGUUCAAACGGAUGAAUUAUUUCCUCAGCUCAUCAAUGUGCAAAUGUGACAAUUGUUGCGCUGGUCAUUUGGUGUGAAAAAAAGAAAAAGCUAAAGCCCCUCGUUACAGAUAAGAUUUGUUAAGCCAUGCCAUUCAUUCGAUUUGAAGAGGAAUGGCUCCUGUGUGGUGUUGAUUGUCUCCUGUAGUUUUGUUGCGUCAAAGUUUUUCCAUAGCAAAUGAUGUGUAACAUUCCAGGUGGAACUCCUUUAUUUGUUCCAUGAAAUCUGAAAAGCAUUUGGACAUGCUGCAGUUUUCUCCCUGGGGGCACAGUUAAGCUCGUGAUUCUAUUGUCGGUUUAUUC
This is a messenger RNA of Oryza sativa Japonica Group (Japanese rice), 1300 nucleotides long. RefSeq names its product probable protein-S-isoprenylcysteine O-methyltransferase. Gene Ontology annotation, biological process: C-terminal protein methylation. Gene Ontology annotation, molecular function: protein C-terminal S-isoprenylcysteine carboxyl O-methyltransferase activity. The record is from RefSeq and is a predicted model, not a curated record. Gene Ontology annotation, cellular component: membrane; endoplasmic reticulum. Lineage: Eukaryota; Viridiplantae; Streptophyta; Magnoliopsida; Poales; Poaceae.